This is a messenger RNA of Ochotona princeps (American pika), 1255 nucleotides long. It is a transcript of the gene SLX4IP, whose product is annotated as SLX4 interacting protein. The record is from RefSeq and is a predicted model, not a curated record. The coding region runs from base 261 to 704 and encodes 147 amino acids. Lineage: Eukaryota; Metazoa; Chordata; Mammalia; Lagomorpha; Ochotonidae. The transcript is spliced from 7 exons.
GGCUUCAAGCCGCCUGCGAAGCUGUUUCCGUCAUCUUGCAUCCGGGCGGUACCUGUGCUCUUAAAAGCGCGAGGAGUCCCUGGGAAAAGGGAAAUGAGCACGAAAUUUGAAAUCGCGAAGCUGCAGCAGGUUGGCCGGAGAGCUGCCUGUAGUUUGAGUUUCCCCAGCCCAGUACUUCUCCACCAGUGACCCUGGACAGUCACAAAACACAAAUGCUGCUGGCAGCGUAGGUGGUAUAGUUACUCUUGAAUCAGUGAGCCAUGGCAUCUAAGAAAUUUGCUGUUAAAUGUGGGAAUUUUGCUGUCCUGGUGGAUCUCCACGUAUCACCGCAAGAUUCAAGCAAAGAUACCAGCUGGUUUUCCGAACACAAGAAAGAGGAAAUCUGUUUACUGUUAAAAGAAACCAUUGAUUCAAGAAUUAAGGAAUACUUGGAAGUUCGUAAACAACACAAGCCAUCAAGUACUGAAUUCACAAGAUCCAAUCCCUUGUCCUUAAAAGGUUACGGCUUUCAGAUCACAGCCUAUUUCCUCAAGAGAGGCAUACGCCUGCGCUGUAUCAGAGGUUCGCCAAAUUCUGAUCUCCGCGUGUUCCCGGACAGAUUUGUGGUCUGUGUAAGUCAGCUUCCAGUGGACUGUGAUCUUUCACUCAGUCAGAAGGAAGAACUGAACCUCAGGAAGCAGAUUUCUGUUCCAGUGCCUGGAUGAAUCAGAGCUUACAAAGUAUAAAUACACAUUAGCAGGAGGAGGCUUCCCAGAACCCAUGUGCCUGUGUGUCUUCCCAGACCAGGAACCUCUGAACUCUUGCUUCUCAUUCCCAGUAGAGGCAAGAAAGAGACCCACAGUCAAAACGGAAAUAGUAGAGCCUUGCUCAGCUGAACUUCAAACCUUGGUAGGCCUGUUGAUUUUUUUUUUUUUUUUUUUUCUGGAAAGAAAGCUGGCUUUUCAUUGCACUGUUGCAUACUUGCUCACUUUGGGACACACAGGUGUGAGGCAUCUAGAAAGGUAGGAAACCCAGACCGUGGCUGCUCUGGCUCUUUUGCGACCUCAGAAAUAUUUCUAAAUAAGUUCCAUUUGACUCACUGACCUCUCAGAUCAGCUAAUAAAGAUGAAGCACUUAGGCCAUAACUUGCUCAAGGGGCCAGUGCAAUUAUUUUACUUAAGAAUGAUGUCAGGUGGCAAUUUAGCAACCAACUGGCUCUCAGGCUAUUUAAUUCAGUUUAACAAGGAGGAAAAACAUUGUAAUUAAUGAAGAACUU